AUGGCCUAUCCGCCAUCCCCGACGCGUCAGGCAGAAGCAUACGAGCUCUCCUCGUACCCCCCUGCCCUCGCUGGCCCCUCUACCCCCACCUCGCGUCCUCGGCGACUCAGCGGUCCUGGACACAGUAGACCCUCGGGUUCCAGCCACAGACCCCGUUCUGUUCGGACCCUCACCCUCCAGAAUACCGACGCCAGUGCCAACGUUCUCUUCUCCGCACCGCACUCGUCUGGGCUAGCCGGUACGACGCCCACGUCCAAGCGUCCGGCCGGGGGUCGGAGGCGGACUAUAUCCCUCCAAGGGAGUCCGGGGAGUCCGCACAGAGGAGCGUGGGCCAACUUCCUCAAUGAAGAUACGGUCCCGAGGGAUACGGUGGGGUAUGAGGACGGAGGUGGAGGUGGGACGCCAGGGAGAACCGAGGAGGUCCAUGUACCUGAUUUUGGGCACAUGCUGGGCUUCAACCCGGAAGAGGAGGAUCACUAUACAGUCGCGAGGGGGAUCAAGGCGGAAUGGAGGAAGAGACUGUAUCUGCUCAUGGAGGAGCCAAGAUCCGGGAGGGAGGCAUUCUUUGUCCAUAUCUUCGUCACGGGCGCUAUCCUCUUCAGCGUGGUACUCACCACCCUCUCCACGCUACCCACCUUCCACCUCCACCCGACCUCCAUCCAAACCCUCUUCGGCCUAGACACCACCCUCGUCGUCCUCUUCACCAUCGAGUACCUCGCUCGGUGUCUCGCGCACGCCGACUCGGCCCGCUCCUUCUGGGCAUGGUUUACCUCCUUCUUCCCGCUCCUCGACCUCCUCGCUAUCCUACCAUACUACAUCGAAGUCGCACGCGAAGAAGACACCAGCAUCCUAUUCCGGUUUACCAUCCUCCGGACAUUCCGGCUUCUCCGCGUUUUCCGGGCCUUCAAGUAUCAGAAUCAAAUGCUUCUGACUAUUGAGGUCAUGUACGUUGCCGUGCAGCGGAGUAAGGAUGCGCUGGGCGCCAUCUCAUUCUUCAUCCUUCUGGUGCUCGUGCUCUUCUCGACACUGAUUUACUUUGCCGAGAGGGGAACGUGGGACGCCAAUGUGGGGGCGUUCUUGGAUGCCGAUGGGGAUCCGAGUCUGUUUGAUAGUAUCCCGCAGACGGCGUGGUUUGCGCUUGUGACUAUGUCGACAGUGGGAUAUGGGGAUGUAGUCCCUCGAUCAUUCCUCGGCAAACUCCUCACCAUGCCACUCCUCCUAUUCGGCCUCCUCCUCAUCGCUCUCCCAAGUUUCGUUCUGGGCCGGAACUUUGCGAUCGUCUUUGACGCAAUGACAGCACAGACCGCUCAGAGACAAGUAGGUCCGGUAGCGACCUCGUGCUACGACCGCCCUCUACUUCCCUCUCACUCCAACGAGACACUCUCCGUCUUACCACCCUACUCCCACAAUGCUACAGCCGGACCCAGCCGUACUGGUAGGUCAGCGCCGAUAAGCGGCGCAGCAAGCAGCGUUGGGAGCGUCAGCUCGAGGAUGCCCUCGGCAGCUCAGGGGGCUACGGGGCUGGGAUUGCGGAUGGGCGAUGGGGGGCAGAGGGGGUCCGAGAGGGACCGAGAACGAUCGGAAGGGAGGGAUCUGACCAAUAUCAAAUUGGCCAAGAAUCAACUGGUUCUGCUGGAGGAGAUAGGGUCGCUUAGAAGGGUCAUUGAUCGGCAGGGUGAAGUCCUCGCGCGCCUAAUUGCGCUCGCCGAGGGCCGAGAGGGCGAUGCAGGCGGAUCGAGCGCAAGAGGCAAGGAAACGGGAGAAUCGACAGUUCAGCUGGACAGACACGCGUCGCCUCUUCCAAUACCUGUUCCUUCACAUUCAGUCAGCGCUGGGGAUGGUCAGUUUUCAAUAGGAAGCGAGGACGAGAAGUCUGGGAUCUCUUGA
Molecule: messenger RNA, 1887 nt
Organism: Dioszegia hungarica
Lineage: Eukaryota; Fungi; Basidiomycota; Tremellomycetes; Tremellales; Bulleribasidiaceae
Exons: 6
Coding region: 1-1887 (628 amino acids)
Biological process (GO): potassium ion transmembrane transport
Cellular component (GO): membrane
Molecular function (GO): voltage-gated potassium channel activity
Source: RefSeq, a predicted model, not a curated record